This is a messenger RNA of Salvia miltiorrhiza (redroot sage), 2806 nucleotides long. Its product is annotated as protein tesmin/TSO1-like CXC 2. The coding region runs from base 273 to 2483 and encodes 736 amino acids. NCBI's taxonomy places the organism in Eukaryota, Viridiplantae, Streptophyta, Magnoliopsida, Lamiales, Lamiaceae. Gene Ontology annotation, molecular function: DNA-binding transcription factor activity. The transcript has 10 exons. The record is from RefSeq and is a predicted model, not a curated record.
UCAUCUCACUACGCAAAAAUGCAAUAAAUCUAUUUAUUUUUUGGUGUUGAAAUGAAAAGGAAAACAUGGUGAUAAUAUCAUCAUAUAUCACAUGCUUAUUUGACUCCAGAGUUCCCAAAGAUGGAAAUUGAGUAGAGAGAGGCAGGAAAUGCGAAGGCUGCAUUUAUCUUUGUUUGGAAUUAGGGUUUCAGGAGAAUAGGCUUUGCCUAGAUAUUCCAAACCUGCCUCCACCACAAUUGGAACUAAUACUACUCAAGACUUUUAUUGUAAACAUGGACUCAAGUUAUCCAAAAAUUUCAUUUGAAAGAAUUGAUCAAGCAUCAGAUGCUGCUGUAAUUGGGGAAAUCAAAGAGGUACAUGAGGACGACGGAUGGAUUGUUGUUGGUGCAGAAGAAACUGAUGCACGACGAAGAGACAGCGUACCUAGCAAUCAUUGUCCAGCGGUUGAAUCUGACUUUCACGAAUGCCGGCCUUCGAGAAAUCAGAACCAGGAUUCGAUGACUGAGAAUGUAGAAGCUGAGGAAACCUGUCCCUUGAAUCAAGCCUCUCAUUUCCUCUUAGGACCAGUGCAAAUUGAGAAACAGAAUAAAAACUCGCUUGAUGCUACUGCAGCAGUGUCAUCUGAACCAAUUUUGAAGGAAGCUCAAAAUAAUCCUGAGGAUUUUCAACACCAUGGGAUACAUAGACGCAGUCUCCAACUUGAAGAUAAUCCAUAUACAGUAAUAAGUCGGCCAACCCAAAGUCCUUCGAACAGUGGAGCCCCCAAAUCACCUUUGAAAUUACCAUGCACUCCCAUCAAGGGGAAAGAGACCGAGAAAAUCCAGCCUCCGUAUCCUCAAAGUAGGAACAAUACUGUAAAUAUUCCCAAGCCUUCCGGUAUUGGUUUGCACCUGAAUAGUAUCAUCAAUGUUUUGCAAGCUGGGUCUGGUGCUAUAGUACAUACAAAAUCAGCUCAGAGUUUUAACUUCAGCAUACGAGGAAUGAAGUCUACUCCCACAAUCAACUCUCAUCUCUCUGAUACAUCAAAAAGUUCAACAGGAUUCUCUCCGCCGGAGAAUGUUUCAGCAUGCACUGAUGAUAGGGGGCCUAAAAUCCAUGACUCAGCGGCAGUUAAUUCUAUUACAUCUUCAGCUACAGUCAUCAUCAAAUCUUCAAACAAUCUAGUAGAUGACCAAUCAGCUCAAGGUAACAAGAGCGUGUGCACCGAUAUCAAAACUGAUGGCAUUUUGGACGAAUUCAAGUCGAACCCCAAAAAGAAAAGGAAGAGAUUUUCCGACUCCAGUAAUGGUGAUGGUGAUGGUUGCAAACGGUGCCAUUGUAGGAAGAGUAAAUGCCUAAAGUUGUACUGUGAUUGCUUUGCAGCUGGGUUGUACUGUGCUGGAUCUUGUGCUUGCCAAGGGUGCUAUAACAGACCAGAAUACGAGGACAAAGUUCUUGAGUCACGGCAACAAAUUGAAUCACGGAAUCCUCUUGCAUUUGCCCCAAAAAUUGUGAAACACAUCAUCGAGCCAUCUGCAAGCAGUUCUGGGAAUUUUUCACAGGAAGAUGAAACCCUCUUCACACCAUCUUCUGCAAGGCAUAAGAGGGGGUGCAAUUGCAAGAAGUCCAUGUGUCUCAAGAAGUACUGUGAGUGCUAUCAUGCAAAUGUUGGUUGCUCAGUUGGAUGCAGAUGUGAAGGAUGUAAAAAUGUCUUCGGACGUAAAGGAGAAUAUAGCUUGGAGAAGGAUGCCUUGAGCAAAGAAGGCACUUCUGCAACAACAGCGGGCUCAAAUGGUGGUUUAUGUCAUUCCGAGUUGACUCCUCGAACACCAGCAGUACAGUUCAACCACAGAAAGGAUGUUCGAGAAGGAUGUCUGCGUCCCAGGAGGUGUUUCCAGUCACCUGAAUCAGGUGUCACCUCUGCAACGCCAAAUGCCAUGACCCCGUUGUCUCCUAUAAACUCAGACAAUAAUGCCAUGAUUUCAGAAGGUGCUCUGGAAGAUCUGGAUUUAGUAUCUUCCCAGGAGGAAUUGUAUUUUGGUAAUGUAGAAACUCCGGGUGAAUUCUCAACAGUUCGUCACCAAAUUGGCAAGACGGGGAAUCCUCCUGGAGCCAAUCAGUAUUCUUCAGCAGGUUUCCUUAGUUUGCUUUGUUCACCAGGCACCCCCAUGGCUCAGUCUGGAGCAAGUAGACCUCUGAAGGUAGUUGACCUUGAUGGUGAGCUAUGCAACAACACCAUGCAAGAUGAUACUCCGGAUAUAUUGAGGGACAGUCCGGCACCCCCCAAUGCUGUGAAAUCGAGCUCCCCAAAUAAGAAACGUGUUUCCCCUCCUCAUGCCUCACGACAUGAACUUGGUUUGUGCUCUCUGAAUGGCCUGAGAACCGGGCGCAAGUUUAUCCUGAAAGCCGUACCCUCAAUUCCACCUCUCACCCCAUGCGCGGGUUCCAAAAGAGGCCUACCUCAAGAGAGAAACAGCCCUCAAGAUGGUUCCAGCCAUAAGUAAUCAAAACUGAGUAAGGCAAAAGGUAACAUAUUGAAGUUGCAGUUAUCAAGAUAAAGUCUAAAGAAAGCCAUCAGAAGAGCUGUGAAACAUUCAUUCCAUUGAAACAAGGUGAGCUUAAUCAAUUUUCUUCAUCUGAUGAUGCAACUCUUUAAACACCGUGGAUAGAGACGAGCCGGGCGCCCAAGUUCUGUCCAAGAUUCAUUUUAAUGAAGGAAUUUGAACUACAUUGUUGGAUUGUUUGAGAUAUCUUUCCAUAAUUUAUCUUGGAAAUUUAGACCUUUACUUAACUAAUAAAGGCCCCUAGUUGGGAACAAUUGAUGCAA